This is a messenger RNA of Epinephelus lanceolatus (giant grouper), 2470 nucleotides long. RefSeq lists its product as uncharacterized. The record is from RefSeq and is a predicted model, not a curated record. NCBI's taxonomy places the organism in Eukaryota, Metazoa, Chordata, Actinopteri, Perciformes, Serranidae. Gene Ontology annotation, cellular component: external side of plasma membrane. Gene Ontology annotation, biological process: immune response; negative regulation of T cell proliferation; cellular response to lipopolysaccharide.
GGGCCCUGGGUUCCUCCUGGUGCAGGACAAUGCCCAGCCUCCUGUGUCCAGAGUGUGUCAGCAGUUCCUGGAUGAUGAAGGCAUUGAUGUCAUUGACCGGCCCUCUUGUUCCUCUGACCUAAAUCCAAUUGAGCACCUAUGAGACGUUAAGUAUUGGUGCAUCCGACGCUUCCAAGUACCACCACAGACGGUCCAGGAGCUCCCUGAUACUGUGAUCCAGGUCUGGGAGGAGAUCCCCCAGGACACCAUCUGCCAACUGCCAAUAAAAUCACCUGAAGGCGGCAUCCGGUGCAGUUGAGAUUUACAGGGCUGUAAUGGGAGAGGUGACGAGACAGGAGGACACCCCAUGUAUCUGAGCAGCUCUGUGAGUAUUUUCCCCAUGCUGAACUCAACCGGAGGAGCUUAUAUCCGUUUUUAAAACGCUGCAAGCUGAGGUGAGCACAAUUAUUGUUAUUAUUACAAAUGUUUCCAUGUUUCCACGAAUGUUUGGACAGCAACAGUUCUUGCUUUGAAUAAAAAUGUGGUUUCUAUCAUCACCAUUUAUAAUAGAGAAUACAAAUGUGCAUAUAGCAGCAUGGGCAGAUGAUGAGACAGUGGGCCCCUGGGCACAGAUCUGCAAAGGCGACCCACCACCUCUCCUACACAGGAGUGGGACACAGACUUUCUUUGUGGCCCUUAGGCGUCUUUUUGUGGGUUUGUGUCUCUUUGAGGUCAUUUUGUGUCUUUUUUCUAGUCAGCAUGUGUCUCCUUCUGGUUGUUUUGUGUCUCUUUGGAGUUAUUGUGUGUGUCUUUGCAGUUCCUUUGCAUCCCUAUGUGGUGUUUUUGAUCUCCUGCCACUGUGGGCCCCUGGGCCUGUGCCUGAAUGGCCUGUUCAGUAAACCAUCCACGAAUGAGGUCUCUCUGUUUGAGCUGUGCAGGAGGAAGAAGUGCCAAGAUGUUCCCUCCGUGUGUGUUGCUGAUGCUGCUGUGUCUUCAGUGCGGACGGCUCUGCCACGCCCUGCAGAUGGUGCAGUCACUAAAUCUUCAGGUGGAGUACGGGGAGUCGGCCAUCUUGCCUUGUGAUGGCUCAGCCUACCUGGAGGAGGAAGGGAGUGUCCAGUGGGAGGCAAUGGGGGAGGAUGUGGCUAUCCUGUGGAGCGGGGAGCUACAUCAGGGGGACAAAUUUCAGGACCGCGUUGAGCCGCUCUCGGAGGACAAGCUCAGGGAGGGAGACUGGUCUGUGGUCCUCCGGGACACAAUGCUCAGUGACACUGACAUGUACGAGUGCAUUUGGCAAGGAAGGAAAACCGUAGCAACAGUAUGGCUCACUGUCACGGUGCCCCAUGUUAAGCGCUCGAUAGUGGUGCCUGCUGGUGACUCGGUUGAUCUUGCCUGCUAUGUUCAGAUCUCCAGAAGCCAGUCCGUCAGCGAUAUGCUCAUCUGGUGGACCAGGAACGGCAGCACCAUACUGUCAAUAGAAAAAGAGGAUUUGUACUCGACUGUGGUGGUGUCUAGCCCCGAGGACGUGUCCCGAAUCAGUCUAGGGUUUGAUGGUAAAGAAGCAUUUCAUCUGUACAUGAGCCCGACAAAGAUAAGUGACAGUGGAGAGUACCACUGUUUGUAUAAAACCAGGGAAACUGAUGAGCCCAGGUCUGGGACACCAGAGAGUAUCACUUUGACUGUGCUGGAAACGGACCCUACUGAUAUUGUUUUUAACCAUGACGAGACGACAGACGACUGGCUCAGUGCAUCAGACUGGCCUACGAUAGUUACAACGGAGGAGGUGACAGGUGUCAAUGAUCUUACACCUGUUCUCCUGGAGGAAUCCACACAGCUGAUGAAAGUGGUGACAAAGGCGCCAUCGAUGGAAGCCUUCGAGGAGACGAUGACAUCGUUCCCAGAUGAAGAGGCAUCGUCUAAGUCUCUCCCAUGGGUUCGGAUCGGACUCAUCACCGGAGUCUUGCUGGUCACAGUGGCAGUGCUGUGCAUUCUGAAAGCUCAACAGAAAAUUUGACAUGCGCAGCAGGAGAGAUGGAGUCCAACUCGGACCAUUCAGCUGAGCUACGUGCAGGACGUCGGCGCUGGGUGAUCAAGGAAGAGCUUCGGCUCGAGUUGUGUAAAUGACGUGCGGUCUAAGGAAGGAGUACCUGUGGGCAAACCCAACGAGUGUUAGUGUGAAAAUGUUUGUCAUGUCGUUGAAGACGUCCAGAAGAACACCCCAGCGCUCAACUGCAUCAUGCCAGACACGGCUUUGUGGACUGCAUUCAGGACUUGAAACGGCUUGGUGUGUCCUUUGUUUGUCCGUGAUGGUGUUACAGUAUGUCUCUACACACAGUCCAUUUUUCUCAGCAUGAACUCAACACUUUUUGUCAAUGUGUGACCGUAAAACUUGUGUUUUGUACAACGCAGACCAGAAAACAUGGAGACUUGUGUGUUGACUAGACAGCCUGUCUCUAUAAUGUAUCAAAUAAAGACUUGGCUCUUCAGCUAA